Chironomus riparius is the source of this 804-nucleotide messenger RNA. The record is from the annotation of a GenBank genome assembly. NCBI's taxonomy places the organism in Eukaryota, Metazoa, Arthropoda, Insecta, Diptera, Chironomidae.
GUCAAGUUCACUGUGGAUAUAAAAUUGUAAAAAACAAUGAAAAUUCUUUUGCUGAAAAUCUUUUUGAAAUUGUUGGUGGUUCAAAAUGUAGUUGCGUCAUCAGGAAGAUUUGACGAUAGUCAAACUGAAAUGCUUCCACGUAAAGAUAAGUAUCGUGGUGGGAAUGGUGGAAAUGGAAAUGGAAAUUGUUGUUGCUGCUGUCAAACUCCAAACUUUUACCCUCGAUUUUAUCCUAGAUUCUAUCCAGGGGGUUUUCAACCAAACAAUCCUAAUAACCCAAAUAACCCUCAAAACCCAAACUAUCCGAUGAACCCAAAUAAUCCUCCGAACUAUCCAGUCAAUCCUAAUAUUCCAAUGAAUCCUCCUAACAAUGGUCAACCUCCCUUUAAUCCUCCAGCAAAUGGAAAUCCAAAUGUCCCUCCGAUGAAUCCCAAUAAUGGACAACCUCCAAUGAAUCCAAAUAAUGGACCCAUGCCAGUGAAUCCAGUAAAUCCAGGAAAUCUUCCACCUCCUCCAAAUAAUAAUCCACAACCAAAUCCACAACCAAAUGAUCAAGAUCAAAAUAAUCAGCCUGAAGGAUCAAACAAGGACCGUUCAGUUGAAUCGAGAGAACAGAUGAGGAAAAAUAGCCGAAAGAGUUCCAGAAGGCAUUCAUAUGUCUCAUAAAUCAAGAAGUUUGUUGCUUAAGGGAACAUUAGGAUGUUUUGUAAAGAACGUGGAAGCAUUCUUCAGUUAAAAAAUUCCAUGCUGAUAAGCAUAAUUAUUAUGUUUUUAUUUCUAUCUUGUGUUAAUGUUUUUGUUGCU